Eruca vesicaria subsp. sativa (arugula) is the source of this 207-nucleotide messenger RNA. NCBI's taxonomy places the organism in Eukaryota, Viridiplantae, Streptophyta, Magnoliopsida, Brassicales, Brassicaceae. The record is from the annotation of a GenBank genome assembly.
AUGGGUCUGCAACUGCGUCGAGCCGUUGGGAAAAUCAAAAAAGUUGAGAGAUUUCCAUCAAAGAUCACCGCCGAUCGGAUAUUGCUUUCAAAGGAAGAGCUCACCGCCGCCAAAUCACUGUCCACCGCAGCGGUUAAUGGUGUUUCUGGGGGCUUGGAAGAAUACACGAUGAGGUGUGGGGGUAUGGAAGAAGUUGUUUCCCAUUAG